Messenger RNA from Taeniopygia guttata (zebra finch), 4007 nucleotides. It is a transcript of the gene RASSF6, whose product is annotated as Ras association domain family member 6. Gene Ontology annotation, biological process: signal transduction. The record is from RefSeq and is a predicted model, not a curated record. NCBI's taxonomy places the organism in Eukaryota, Metazoa, Chordata, Aves, Passeriformes, Estrildidae.
AACCGUGGCUAAGGGCGGGCUCCUGUCAGCGCUUGGAGAAAGGAAAGUGGUGGUAUAGGUAAAUAUUCCCGACGUGCACCGAGGUGCGGGGAGUGUCCCGGGCUUCCAGCGUUCCCAGUUUGUUAAGCCAAGUCGGAAUGAGCAGCAGCAGCAGAGGUGGCGGUGCGCCCUGGCCGUGCUGCCAUGCCUUUUUGGGGACUCGGGGGAAGGCGUGUGACACUCCUGCCGCGCUUCUCCUGCUCGCAUAUCCCGGCCAGAUUCAUCUCUUCUGAGUAAAUGAAGACAGUGACUAUGAAGGCACAGCAUCUGCCUUCUGUUUUCAUCAAUGAAGAGAAGUUCGUGACCAGAGAGCAGCUCAGUUCUCUUCUGAAGAACUAUAACUCUUACUAUUCAGAUCAAGAGAAUCUGCAACUGACUUAUAAUCAGCGAGAAGGAAGCACGCCAUUCAUUGAAGGAAUCCUCUCGAUAUUCUGGGGAGUGCGCCAUCCGAUCCGAUUAAAAAUUCAGGAUGAGAAGCAGAUACCCUCUUUUGUAACCCUGAAGUCAACAGAGAAUGUGGGGGUUUUCCCUAGUAAAAGGGGAAUGACUCGCUGGGGAGAAUUUGAUGACCUCCAUCACAUUAGCGGGGAUACACUGAAAUCUACUGAGGAACAGCCAGAUCUCCAGCCAAGUUAUCCAUGCUAUGAAAGUCACACUCUUCAGUCCAGGAGGGAGCCGGAGCUGAACUGUGCCACCCUGCCCCGGACCAGCAGCGAUGCCACGGUCGUGCGCAGGAGGACCAAGCUCCCCACAAUCACCAGGACAGAAGUAGAAACUCACAGGUUCUCUAUCAAUGGCCACUUCUACAACCACGAGACAUCAGUUUUCACUCCAGCUUUUGGGUCAGAAACCAAAAUAAGAAUCAACAGCCAGAUGAGGACCAGACAAGUGAUAGAACAGUUGCUUCGUAAGUUUAAGAUAGAAAACAGCCCCCAUGAGUUUGCACUUUACGUUAUCCAUGCGUCUGGAGAAAAGAAGCAGUUGAGGAGUAGAGAUGUUCCCUUGCUGCACAGGCUGCUGCAGGGGCCCUCUGAGAAGGUUGCCAAGUUCUUUCUCAUGGAUGGAGACGUGGAAGAGAUCAGCAGUGAUGUUGCUCAGUACAUUUCAUUUCAUCUUCCCUUUUUGGAAUCCAUUCUGCACAGAAUAAAUGAAGAGGAGGAGCAGGAGAUUCAACAGACAACUGCAAGGUAUGUAAGAGAGAAGAGGCUGAUCCAGCAGCACCUUCGAAGUCGAGGUGUUAAAAAAACAGAGACCACGGUGUGAUGGGACUGCCCUGAUUGGAACACCUCUCAGGAAUGCCUGGGCUGCUGAAGGGCACUCUUGCUGCUGCCUUCUGGGGCUUCAGCCUCCAAGUGGGAGAAGCCUCUGCUCACCAUUAACUCCUGCAGCGCCAGGGUGCAGGCUGGGAGCACCCAUGGAGACGCGCCACAUCACCCAAACAACGCGUGCUGGAUCUGGCUUGGAACUUAGGCAAAAACUCCUCUGAAAAGCCCAAAGCAUUCAGCUUUAAACCCUGCUGAUGUGUGACCUGCCACCAAGAGGCUGGCAUAGAAAAAUACCGCAAUAACCAAUGUGCUGAUUGAAAAUAGGCCAACUAGGAAUAUGGUUAGCCCUCUGUUAAAAAAAUACUGUAUUAUAUUAGCAGAAAGCUUUUCAGUAGAGCCAAGUGGCAGAAGGUAUUUAUGUAUUUAAGACUGCAGGUAGAAUUUUCAUUUAAGUUAUAAAAUGUCCAUGCAAGAUGCCUGAAAUCCAGUGGCUUCAGGCUGGUGUAUGCUGAAACUGCUUAAGCUUUGAGCUACUGCUAGAAAAACAUAAUUGGAAACCCUCUCACUUAGGAGCUGCUCAGCUCUUAGCAAUGACAGGGAAUUUAUUGCUGAAAUACCUCGCUCGUGAACUGCAAAUAAGAAUUGACUGAACACUGUUGGGUCCUGAAAAGCAUCUCAGUGUUUUUGUAGUUGGAAUAAGUGAUUGUGUCCCUUCCUGUGGUUUUCUGUUUGAAAGGGAAUUGAGAAGUUCUCAGUGAGAGGCUGCAUGUAGGGAUGCAGUUUGGCUCCAGCCCAGCCCCAUGCAGGGCACACCACCCAGCUGCCAGGUCCUUCCUGGCUGACUUGUGUUCAACGUGAGAGCUCCAGUUACAGAGAUGUAAAUAAAAUAAAUCUGUUCACAGCUCGUUGUCCUCCUGCAGUAGCUGGUUGUUUUUACCUGGUGUCUGCGCCUUAACUCAGCUGCCUUUGUCUCAUGCAGGUAACAAAUAGUUGUGAUGGAGGAAAGAGAUGUGCAGAACCUUCUUGCCUAGAAAUUAUGUGGAGUAAAUCACCUUGCAAAACUUUGCGCUGCCCAAAAUCCUGUUACUGGGAUUUGAAUUCAGAAAGUAAAGGUGAAAGUGCUGAAUGAAGUUCCUCAAGUUGGACCAAGUGUGUUAUUUCAAAGUGCAGUUUAUAAUCCUGCCCAGGAAAAUGGUUAGGGACAAGGGAUUACAGAGGGCAGAAAAUAAUAAUAAUAAAAAUAAUUCACAGUUAAGAGGUAGGAAUUAAAUGACAGCUGGCUUGCAGCACACGUGACAGUUCCUUGAAGCAGCAGGGUGUGCCUCCACAUGGAAGUAUUGGAGUAUUAAAUAAUUUCUUGCAGAGCAGAGUGGAAAAGAAGUGUUUCUGAGCAGGUUAUCCAAUCCCCUGUGUAUGUCCACUCUUCCUAAAACAGGUAAUAUUUGCCACCAUCUGAUAUUCAAGACUUGAAUCCUUUAAAUUCUCUUGUCUUGCUGAAUUGGGACUGAAAGCUUCUGGAAGACAGUUCUGGGACAGGACAUAGGGCUGAUGCUGUUGGCCAGGAUUUCAGGGUGAAUGAAAUCAUGCUGUGACUCCUGUGGGGUUGGUUCUUUGCGAGUGCUGUGCUGUCUAAAUGAAUUGUUUUUGACAAAUACAGACAAGAGCAAGGGAAGAAUUUCUUCCAGGGUAUUCUGGGACAUUCAAAGAAACACAGCAAGGACACACAGGUGAUAGAGAAAAUGGGGGUCACCCGGGUUUGGACACAAACCCAUUAACCACAGAAACAGUGAUUAGAGUCUAUACCUUACCUGAAUUUGUACAUUUAAUCUCAUUGCACUUACACCUCAUAAGCCUAGGAUUUAAAAUGCCUUUCUUUGUUUUGUUCUGUGACUAUUUGGGAUAAUACAAUAAUAUUUCAUACCAGAAAAUCGUGACCACAGCCAUACCCUGAAUUUCCAUUGCUUAGCUUAUUGUUUCAGUGGAUUUCCAUACAGGGAUUCAGCCUCCCUCUGAACUAAACAUGGCUUUUUGUCACUUGGUUUGCUUUAAAUGCUCCCUGUGCCGUUUGUGUCACUUUUCCGGUGAGGACCUUCCCAUGAACUGUACAGCUCCUUACGCUGACAGCAUUUUCUCACUCCUUUGGAUGAAUUCUGGAGGCUGGAAAAAGAAAAAUCCCUGGGAUCAAUAGUGGCAGGAGGGUGCCUGAUGUGUCUGUGACAUGUUCAGUGAGGUGGCAGCAGCAGGGCGUGUCCUAUGGCCUUGGCACGGUGUACACAACACUUGUGUGCAGAGCAGGGACACAUUUAUCACUGUGAAUGCACAUUUGGUUUUACUCUUCAGCCACGCUGGCCUUACACUUGGUAUUGGUCACAAAAAUACUGAAAUACAGCUCUGGUAGGAAGGAUGGGGAAAUGCCCUUGGAAGGUGCCACUGGAGCCUUCAGGUGAGUGGCUGGAGGGGCCGGAGGUGUGCGGGGGUCACCUCAAACCCUGUUCUCUGUCUUCUGUUACACUGCAGCAUAGUUGUGUGCAUAGGCAUAAGAAUUUAUGCAUAUUCAAAGGUUCCUUUGAGUUUAGAUGUUCUUUGGCUUGGUUUUAACCUUUUACUUGUAGAUUAAACCAAUAUAUUUGAUUUCUUCCUGUGAUGCCAUCCUGCUGUGUUUUCACUCCCUGAUAACGAGGGUCAAUAAAUUCUUUUUUUCCC